AUGUCUCUUCGGAGGCCGAUUGGUGGCCCGACUAUUUGCACUAUUAACAGCUCACUACCUUCAUACCAACCAAAUGUGUUCAUUUGCGAUCCGGGAUCGUCUUGCUGCCGAAAUCGUGGGAAUCCAGCAUGCUGUCAGAAUGAUGUUACCGCGAGACAAGUAUUGGAGCAGCUCAUCCCGUUCAUCAUUAUGUAUGCGAUUAUCUUCAUAACAGCAUACAUGGUAUAUUUGUUCUUUUCCGAUGAUGAGACCAACAGCUCGACGCAAUCGCAAACAUCUGGAUUCCGAGCCGUCGACAUAAUCUUUCCAACUCCUGAUGAUUACACUGUCGAAGAUCCCGUAUUUGGCAAGCUCUAUUCAUCGAAAGCACCUAAAUUGGCCACCGUUUACCAAAAUGAUCAGCAAAUGCGACAAAGGAAACAGGAGAAAUGA
Messenger RNA from Caenorhabditis bovis, 432 nucleotides. The record is from the annotation of a GenBank genome assembly. Lineage: Eukaryota; Metazoa; Nematoda; Chromadorea; Rhabditida; Rhabditidae.